GGACGCCUUGAAGCUGAACCACGUCGUUAUCUGGGCCUCUUCAUUACUUAAAUGCAGCAAGGGGAGGAUCUGCAGCAGGAUGUGCAUAUCGGCAUACUGGCGCUACAAGGCGCCUUCGCCGAGCACCAAGUCAUGCUGAAGAAGGUGCCUUCCAAGCGCAAGAUCGUCAUUAUCCUGGUACGCACACAGGAUGAUCUUGCGAGCUGCAAUGCCCUCAUUAUACCUGGCGGAGAAUCGACCACGAUCGCUCUUCUUGCUCGUCUUGCGGGGAUCUUAGAACCUCUUCGAGAAUUCGCGAAGAAGAAACCAAUUUGGGGCACCUGCGCUGGAGCCAUUCUGCUUGCUUCUGCUAUUGAGAAUCCGAAGAAGGGUGGUCAGGAGCUAUUGAGCGGAAUGUCCGUAACAGUAGCGAGGAAUGGUUGGGGCUCGCAGGUUGUUGAAUCUUUUGAGGCGCCACUGGAAGUGGAAGGUCUUCGAGAAUCCGAACGACCGUUCCACGGGAUUUUCAUUCGGGCACCGGUGGUAACUGCGAUACAUACAACACCGUCUGACCCACCGAUCGUCGUGAUCUCACGGAUAUCCACCUCCUUGCUCCCAUCUUCCCAAACCAUUGUCUCCCCCGACGAAGACGACACAGAUCCUAGAGACCCAAGGACUAUCGUGGCUCUCAGACAAGGGAAACAUCUACUGACGAGUUUUCAUCCCGAGCUGACAAAGGAUAACAGAUUUCAUGAGUAUUUCGUGACGGAAUGCGUAUUUCCGUCGCUUUUAUCCUAGAGAUGCAGCUCAUCGGAGAUGAUAGAUCACACACUAUACACGGAGCAUCUUUUGUAUGUGCAAGCAUUGAUUAUUCUAUCUAACAGGAGCUAUUCUUCAAAGACACGUCAGCUUAUGUGGUCUACUAAGUGACGCCACAUCCGCUACCUGGUCGUGCACUUACUCUGUGGGUACAAGUAAUCAUAUUGUCUGAUUCCUUUUGUCUAGAUCUAGAGAUUGAAAUGCCGCGCCUUCCUGCACACCAGCUGUACGUUC
This is a messenger RNA of Somion occarium, 1032 nucleotides long. Lineage: Eukaryota; Fungi; Basidiomycota; Agaricomycetes; Polyporales; Cerrenaceae. The record is from the annotation of a GenBank genome assembly.